AUGCCUGCCGAGAAGAAUCAGGCGGAGAAGAAGCCGAAGGCCGGCGAGAAGCUGCCGAAUGAAGGCGGCGCCGCUGCCGCCGGCGACAAGAAGAAGAAGAGAGCGAAUAAGAGAAUAGUGACGUACCCGGACAUCGGGAUCUCUAGACAUGGGCAUCAUGAAAAGCUUCACCAGAGACUUUUUCGAGAAGCUCGCACAGAAGGCAUUGCGGCGCGCACGGUACAACGAGAAGCUGACCAUCAUCUCCCGGGAGAUUCAGACCGCCGUGAGCCUGGUGUUGCCAGGGGAGCUAGCCAAUUUGAAAUCAGGGUUUCUGAUUUGGGAAAAGAUUGGAUUCUUUCGCUUCCCAAAAAAUUUGAAAUCAAUUGUAUGUACAACAAGAAGCCGACCAUCACCUUUCGGGAGAUUCAGACUGUCGUGAGGCUGGUGUUACCGGGGGAGACAGCCAAGUACGCAUCUGAAGGGUUUCUGACCCAAAUUGUUGUACAACAGCUAAAAGUGUCUCGGCUGACUCAGCCGCUCUACAAUUUUGUUCGUACAGUGGACACUCUCUUCAACAGCUUCGACGACAACAAAAAACACACCAGCCAGAAAGUUGAUACUUAUGCCGGCCUGAUUGGCUUAUGGCACUUAGCGCACUUUCACUUUCACUUUCACAACGAGUGCACGGCCGGCCACUGGAGAUUAAUGUCCGGAACAAUUAGUGAACAGAAGGAAUACAUUACUGAGCAAUGUAACCAGAUGAUAUCCCAACUUCACGAUUUGUACGAUCCAGAAAAGCUCGACUGCAACAUUGUGGUCGUCAAACACUCGGAGCCGAAAGUCCUUCAACUAAACCUCAUAGAACCCAACAAAAACCACUCUACGAACGAGCUCGACAACAACAAUGUCCCCCCUAACGCGAGCCCCACGGCCAGCCCAGACCGAACCACCUCUCUCUCGAACCUCGACGCCUUCAACUUACAACCAUCCUACUCUUCCCGAGAAUCCGAGUUCGACCAAACGGACUCUGACUACACGGGCAGUCAAAUCCCGAGCUCUCGCUCCACGAGCAUAUCCUACUCGAGCCCGGACUCGCGCAACAACUUGAGGCACAUAAUGUCGUUGAGAAGAAGGGGCGGCGGGCCCCACGACCCCCCGCCGCUCUGUUCAAUAUGCCACAACAAAUCGCCCGUGUUUGGGAAUCCGCCGAGGGUAUUUUCGUACCACGAGCUCGAACAGGCAACGGACGGGUUUUCGGAUCGGAAUUUCUUGGCGGAGGGCGGGUACGGGUCGGUGCACUACGGGGUUUUGUGGGACGGACAAGUGGUGGCCGUGAAGCAACAUAAGCUCGCGAGCACGCAGGGUGACCGCGAGUUCUGCUCGGAGGUGCAGAUACUGAGCUGCGCGCAGCACCGUAAUGUGGUGAUGUUGAUUGGGUAUUGUGUGGAGGAUGGGAGGAGGUUGCUUGUGUAUGAGUUCAUAUGCAAUGUGUAUGUACCGAGAACGGGAAUCCCCGACCUCAUCGUCUCUCAGAAGAGGACAAUUGAUGGUUUGGAAGUUUAUUAA
Striga asiatica is the source of this 1548-nucleotide messenger RNA. Lineage: Eukaryota; Viridiplantae; Streptophyta; Magnoliopsida; Lamiales; Orobanchaceae. The record is from the annotation of a GenBank genome assembly.